CUUUCUUUCCUUUUCUGUUCUUCUACUCAGUAGGAACUUCGCACUUUAUCUCUAACUAUUUAACCCACAGCUUCUUCUCUUUCGUGUGCGUCGAUACUUGAGAAUCGGAUGCUUGAGUUUCUGUUUCUCGAGCUGAAGCGACAGAGCUUAAGCAGUAAUCUCAAGCUUUUAAUCUAUUACACUCUCUACGACAUAACCCAUUUCUUCUUAGACAACUGGCUCCGUGGAAUGCGAGUUGUCAAUGUUCGAUUUAAACCCUUUGAAGCUUGAAGAACUUCUUCCAUUUCACUGUUGACGACACUGUGAUCACCUCUGCUUCUUCUUCUUAUUGUUUAGUUCGCUUUUGUGCUUGUUCUUUACACUGAAAGUUGCAAAAUGAGCUCCUUGAGACCUUCGGCAUUGUACCGGUUUCUUCUGACUUUCCCUUCGCUGCGAUGGAUGCCGUGUCAGACUUUAGCGUUUUUGCGAUGGCCCAGUCUUGAUGGGUUUAUGAGCAUUUUGGUGUUGGUGCUCUUAUGGUCGAUGUUUGUGGAGGUUCGCUUCAUACCUUCAUCGUCUAUGUAUCCUACCCUCCGUGUUGGGGAUCGAAUCAUCGCCGAUAAGGUGUCAUAUUACUUCAAAAGUGUUGCUGUAGAUGAUAUUGUCCUUUUCAGGGCACCUAAAAAUUUACAGGAUAUUGGAUUCAGGAAGGAGGAUGUCUUCAUUAAAAGAAUUGUAGCGAAAGCUGGUGACUUAGUUGAGGUUCAACAUGGAUUGCUCUAUAUCAAUGGGAUUGCCCGUUCUGAAGAUUUCACAGCAGAACAGCCAACAUACAGAUUGAGUGCUACUAGUGUUCUUGAACAACAUUACGGGGUAGGAACCGCCCGGGCAAAAGAUUACAACCGAUCAAUUAAUUCUGAAAGCUAAGUAUGCACUUUAUCUUCGGAUGAAUAACAGAAAGGGGGUUAUGAGCAAGAUGGAAGAAGUGGCCCGGUGGACUCCAUGUUGUUGACAUCUGAGAGCCCCAUGAUUAUAUUAACAUUUGGUUGGGCCUCAGACGGUUCACUUUCUGCUUGGUCUAUCCCUUGGUUAUUCUUUGUUUCUCUUGGGCCCUAACUUAGAAGUUCUGUAUAUCAAAUUUCUCUGAUUCGUUUAUUUGCAGUAUGUGCCUCAUCAUCAUGUUUAUGUGUUGGGUGACAACCGUAACAACAGCUGUGACUCCCAUGUUU
Telopea speciosissima is the source of this 1208-nucleotide messenger RNA. Its product is annotated as chloroplast processing peptidase-like. Gene Ontology annotation, biological process: thylakoid membrane organization. Bases 376 to 906 code for a protein of 176 amino acids. NCBI's taxonomy places the organism in Eukaryota, Viridiplantae, Streptophyta, Magnoliopsida, Proteales, Proteaceae. The transcript has 5 exons. Gene Ontology annotation, molecular function: serine-type endopeptidase activity. The record is from RefSeq and is a predicted model, not a curated record. Gene Ontology annotation, cellular component: chloroplast thylakoid membrane.